AUGUCCGCUCCAAAGUCAGGCCGUCAGUCUCCUCCUCCAUCAAGACAGGGCGGAAGCCAGCAAGGCGAUAUCCCAACGUGGUCUGGCAAAGCAGAACAACCAAGCCAUGGAACGGCUUCGAUCGAUAACCCAUCUGAUCCACACGGUAAAGAUCCAGGUGUGACAGGAUUGGAGAGCAACCCGGUGCAUCCUCUUGCAAAGACGUCUCAGUUGAAGCACAGAAGACUGAGUGAAGAUUUUCACGGGCUGGGAUCGUCGGGCUUCUGA
Molecule: messenger RNA, 267 nt
Organism: Trichophyton rubrum CBS 118892
Lineage: Eukaryota; Fungi; Ascomycota; Eurotiomycetes; Onygenales; Arthrodermataceae
Exons: 1
Coding region: 1-267 (88 amino acids)
Source: RefSeq, a predicted model, not a curated record